This is a messenger RNA of Rotaria sp. Silwood2, 849 nucleotides long. Lineage: Eukaryota; Metazoa; Rotifera; Eurotatoria; Philodinida; Philodinidae. The record is from the annotation of a GenBank genome assembly.
AUGCUUGAUGAUGGUCAUGAAAAAGAAAAUUUAUUUUAUCAACCGAAAAAUACAAUAGAUGAUGAUGAUGAUUCAGGUACAGAAGGAAUUGAACAACAAUUUGAACAUGCUUCUAUAACAAAACUCAAUGACAACGAAGAUAAAUCAUCAAUAAAAUCUUUCAGUCCAAAUCCUGAUGAAGGUUUUUUCGAAAGUGAAAUUCAACAUGAACCAACCCGUACACUUAUUAAAAACUAUCUUGAACUUGCAAACAACAUUCCGAAUGAUAUGAAAAAGGAAGUUUGUUCGGAUACAAAGGUAGCAUUUCAUGGUGAAUUUGCCCGACUUAUUUCAAUACCAUUAUUAUUAUAUUACAAUAUUUAUUAUAAACUUUUUUCUGAAGAAGAAUUCAUUAAUGCACCAUAUAUGAAUUUAAAGUUUGAGUAUUGCAUACUUGAUAAUGCUAAAGCACGAUUUAAUUGUCCAAAUGUAUGCUGCCAACAUGCAUGGACAUCAAUGAGAGCAAGAAUUUCAUUUUUAAUUAGUUUACCAAAUACUGGAUUUAUUGUACUUAAAAUUUUCGGACAAAAUUGUGAACAUUGUGGUACAUAUACUCAUGCACUUUGGUAUAUUGAUGAAGUUUGUCGAGUAAUGAAAAAUUUGGCUAUGACACUUCUUGAACUCUAUUUUCCUGAUAUGAUACACAAUGUCGAUUGCAAAAAUCAAAUAUUAAUACAAAAUAAUACAACAGCAUCCCGUCAAUUACUUCAUGAUUCUGCUCAAAGAAACGGAAGAAUGUUUGCACCACAUAUCAAAGAAUAUUGUGAAGCAUGUCAACGUGGAUUAUGCUUCACUUCAAAAAAAAGAUGA